This is a messenger RNA of Arvicanthis niloticus (Nile rat), 3787 nucleotides long. It is a transcript of the gene Sox21, whose product is annotated as SRY-box transcription factor 21. Gene Ontology annotation, biological process: negative regulation of transcription by RNA polymerase II; brain development; neuron differentiation. The record is from RefSeq and is a predicted model, not a curated record. Gene Ontology annotation, molecular function: DNA-binding transcription activator activity, RNA polymerase II-specific; RNA polymerase II cis-regulatory region sequence-specific DNA binding. NCBI's taxonomy places the organism in Eukaryota, Metazoa, Chordata, Mammalia, Rodentia, Muridae. Gene Ontology annotation, cellular component: nucleus.
ACACUCACACACGGCCGCGGCUGGACAUGCACACCCAGCGCCCGCUGCCGGCGCCUACACUCGCAGGUGGUGACACUCACCUGAGCCGGGCUGCAGUCGCCUCGGGAGCGGCGGAGCGACAGCCUGGGCCCGGAAGGGGCCCCGAGCAGGGAAAGCAGGAACAGCCCCAGCACGGAUCUGCGAUCUGAGGUGAUAGCACGUUUUCUUUAAUCCCUGUCCUCCAGGACCUGGAUCCCCGCACCCAUCCAGCCCGCGGCGCCCGGAGCAGCCGGGACCCAGGGGCUCGCGGGCGCGGCAGCCACACGGGCGCACGCUUCGAGGCGCGCUCACCGAGAGGGGCGCGGCUGAGCCCGGGCCGGAAACUUGGGAGAAGUUAGUUGCAAGUGUCUGGCUGUUGCAGCUGGAGCAGAGGGAAGGCGCCCAGGCCUGGCUCGCCGCGCUGCACCGAGCGGCCCUCCACGCCUGGAGUGCUCUGGGAGCCCGAGACCGUCAGCGCUCCCGGGGGAGCUGGGAGCCAGCGGAGCAAGCAUGGCCCCGGGGACAGCCUGCACCAGCGAGUCGGAGAGCCCGGACAGUCUCCACUGAGGCCCGGCGACUCCGGCUAACUCAGAAUCUCAGCUCACCUCCUUUCUCGCCUCUCCUGCGCCAAAGCCGGGGAGCAAGACUCUCGAGGCAGGUGCCCGGGGACAGCGCCAGCCCUCAGAGCUAUAGGAUUGGGGGGGGUUCCAUCAGCGCGCCCUGACCCCAAUACAGAAGACCGGCCGCUGCCGCGUUUGUGUUUCCAUCCGUCGCGUUGCUGCUCUGCGCGCCCCGACCCUCCCCCUCCUCUUCCUCUUCGCGGCCACCCCUCCCCCACUCCCAUCUGCUUCUGUCAAAUGAGAAAGUCACCGGGGAGAACCCAAACACUCCAGCCGCCGAGAGCCCCCUUUGGCACUUGGCAGCACGCGGCGGCGGGCUCCUCGGCUCAACUUGCUGGAUGCUCCGUCGCUCAACUUUCGGGGCUGCUUGGCAUCUAAGGCAUUGAAGACAGAGGAGACCGGAGAGCUGAAGCAGGCAGUGGCCACCUGCAGGGAGUUGGCGAGCCAAGGCAACGGGACAGAAGGACAAAACGCAGAGGGCAAAGUGCCACUGUGGAGUGGGGACGCCGCCGAGAAGUUCCAGGGUCCCGGAGAGGAUUUCUUUCUUAGAGCUCGGCCAGACAGACUAGAGCGACGCGGGACGCAGCGCCCGGGCCCUGGACUGGUCGUCUAGUCCCUUCUUAUCGUGCGGGAGCGACGCGGGGACGCACGGCCGCCCGCUGAACCGGUCCCCGCUGGCAGCCAACAUUGAUUUUCUGCGGGCGGAGGGCCCCGGUGGUGGUGGCGGCGGCGGCGGGCUGCAGCCGCGGCACGGCGACAGCAUGUCCAAGCCGGUGGACCACGUCAAGCGUCCCAUGAACGCCUUCAUGGUGUGGUCGCGGGCUCAGCGGCGUAAGAUGGCCCAGGAGAACCCUAAGAUGCACAACUCGGAGAUCAGCAAGCGCCUGGGCGCCGAGUGGAAGCUGCUCACCGAGUCUGAGAAGCGGCCGUUCAUCGACGAGGCGAAGCGCCUGCGAGCCAUGCACAUGAAGGAGCAUCCCGACUACAAGUACCGGCCGCGGCGCAAGCCCAAGACGCUGCUUAAAAAGGACAAGUUCGCCUUCCCGGUGCCCUACGGCCUGGGCAGCGUGGCGGACGCCGAGCACCCGGCGCUCAAGGCGGGAGCCGGGCUGCACGCGGGCGCGGGCGGCGGCCUGGUACCCGAGUCUCUGCUCGCGAACCCCGAGAAGGCGGCCGCCGCCGCUGCCGCCGCCGCCGCGCGCGUCUUCUUCCCGCAGUCUGCGGCCGCCGCCGCUGCCGCCGCUGCCGCCGCCGCGGCGGGCAGCCCCUACUCCCUGCUCGACCUGGGCUCCAAGAUGGCAGAGAUCUCGUCGUCGUCGUCCGGCCUGCCGUACGCAUCGUCGCUGGGGUACCCCACGGCGGGUGCGGGCGCCUUCCACGGGGCGGCAGCGGCGGCUGCAGCGGCCGCGGCGGCCGCCGGGGGGCACACGCAUUCCCACCCCAGCCCGGGCAACCCCGGCUACAUGAUCCCGUGCAACUGCAGCGCGUGGCCCAGCCCGGGGCUGCAGCCGCCGCUCGCCUACAUCCUGCUGCCAGGCAUGGGCAAGCCUCAGCUGGACCCCUACCCCGCUGCCUACGCGGCCGCGCUAUGACCCCUCGGGGACCUGUGCACACACGUGUACAUAUGUAUAGGUACGAAACUCGCGGCCGGGGUGGCCGGUUUGUAUGUACAUAGAUGUAUAGGUGUCAGGCAGAGGCGGAGAUGCCAGUCGGGGCUUGAAAGGCCGAGCCCUCGAGGGCGCGGGCGAGAGUGCGCGUGGAUUCGCAGGAUCAUUUUUCCCCAGCCGCACUUCUGCAGCCAACUUUAAAGAGAGCGGUUGUUAGCGCCAGCAGUUGGUGUUUGCUUUGCACUUCGGAACCUGUUGCGUUUUGACCCACAGAGGUGGGAGGAGAAACUUUAUGACGUGUUGGGCUUUCCAGUUUUGUUGGUUGGAUUUUGCUUUUUGCGUCUCAUCCUUCCUCCCCUCCGGUCCCACUUGGUCCGUGUUGCAUGCGCUCGGUUCUGAUGUUCGGUCUGAAAUAGCUGGCCAAGGGGAGAGCCGGUGACCUGUGUCGUUAACUUCUUAGAGUAGGGUGGCUGUGCUCUGGACAGCCUUACUCUCCAUUUGUAUACUGUUGAACACUGCAGAUCUCUGCAGAACACACACCGGAUCUAUUCUUGACCAGUGCGUGACCAGCUCGAAUCUGGCCUUUUGUAUGAGAGAUGAUCACCAUUCCUUUUGUUUCAUCCCUUGUGCAAAUCAAAGCAAGACCUUUUUCCCCCACUUCUUCCCCAAGAACAAGAAAUGCAAAGAAAUACGUGCGAGGUGGAAGUUGUCAGUUCGAUAUUCUACCCCUGAAAUAUCUACUAGAAGUCUCUCUGAGUCCGCUGGCUUGGACUUGUGACGCAGUUUACGAACGUGUGGAAAGUACACAUGCUAUUUCCCCUCGAGGCUGAGUUCACCUUAAGAUUGUAAAUGUGUGUAUGUCAGUAAAAACAUUGAAUCUUGGGAAAUGUGUUAUUUUCGUUGCCCUAAAUUUGAGUCGGUUUUAGACUCAAUACACGUUGAGCAAAUGUCAAAGUUAACUUUUAAGAAUUGCGGAACUUUCAGAGUCGCAAUUUUAUCUAAUAUUAAAUCAGACUUUUUUGUCUGGGUCGUAACUAUAUAUUUAUUACUUAACAAAACUGGAAAAAAAAACAGAAAGAAAGCACAGAAUUGUUUUUGAAAGAUGCCUCUCAUCAGCUAGCAUUCCUCUCCCGAGCUGAACUGUUUUGACGUGUUUUCAGAGCUCCCUCCCCAGUUAGCUCAUUUUCUAGACCGCCUGCAAUUCACUUGCAAAUUAUGAUAAAACACAUUUUAGGGGAAAAAUACUUCCUCAAAUUAAAGCUUUUUUUUUUUGUUCCUUUUUAAAUGUAUAUAUUUUGACUAAUGUUUGUGAAUGAAGUUGCUAACAUGUAUUUAGUUUCAUUUUGGCUUUAUGUAAGAUAAAGUUUUCAAAGUUUAAAUAUUGGUUUUAACCUUUAUGUGUAAAUGGUUUUCUUGUGCGAUCUUCUAAUUUAAUAUUAGAUGCGUCUACGCUCUAUCUGUAAAUUAGAACCCUACUACCACUCUGUUCAUUUUUUUUGAACAAAGAGUUUAAAUAAAGCCUGAACCAGGGAAAAGAAAAAA